Thalassophryne amazonica is the source of this 1839-nucleotide messenger RNA. RefSeq names its product GTPase IMAP family member 7-like. Gene Ontology annotation, molecular function: GTP binding. The record is from RefSeq and is a predicted model, not a curated record. NCBI's taxonomy places the organism in Eukaryota, Metazoa, Chordata, Actinopteri, Batrachoidiformes, Batrachoididae. The transcript has 2 exons. The coding region runs from base 15 to 1049 and encodes 344 amino acids.
CAGCAACAGGCUGAAUGAACAAAUGCAGAAGCAGACAGAGAACAAAGAUCAACAUCGAACUAAACUCAAGAGCCAAGUCAACUUCAUUUGUUCCUGUCAUCAUGCCAGUGUCAGCUCAUAAAAGGAUCAUCUUGCUGGGACAAACUGGAACUGAGAAAAACAGCCUCACUGAGAUCCUGACUAAAGAUAACGUGCAUGAAGUAAACCAUUCUGCAGACUCAGGAACAUGUAAAUGCCAAAAUAAAAAAUCCACAACUGUCACUGAAAGAUCAAUCACUGUGAUUGAUGCUCCGGGUUUCUUUGACACAAAACUGCCCGAGAAGAAACUGAAAGAAGAGAUCUUGCUGUGUAUGAUCGAGUCUUCUCCUGGGCCCCACGCUUUUCUCAUUCUGCUUCAAGUAGAUAAAUUUACAGAAGAGGAGAAGGCAGUCAUCAAAAAAAUAGAUAAAUAUUUCUCAGAAGAAUCUUACAAAUAUGCUACAGUUGUCUUAACUCGUGGUGAUCGGUUCCCUGAAGGAAUGAAGAUUGAACAGUUUCUUUAUCAAAGAUAUGAUCUGAGAGAUCUGGUGAAGAAAUGUGGUGGCCGAUGUCACGUCUUCGACAGUGAAAAGUGGAAGAAAUCACAGGACGACUACAAGUUCCAGGUGGCUGACCUGUUCAAGACAAUUGACAAGACUAUAGAAGAAAACAAAGGAGCCUACCUCACCAAUGAGAUGUUCCAAAAGGUGGAGAAACAAAUAGCAGAAGAAGAAAACCACAUCAGAAAGUCAUCAGCUAACCUGACGGCAGAAGAGAUCAGAAAACAAGCAAAAAAACAAACCCUUCAUACGUUGAUGAAUGUUUAUGCUUCAACUCCCACAAGAGAACUGAUGGUUGCUCUUUUCACUUUGCCAAUAGUUGUACUGGCAUUCGUUACAGGAGCAGCAGCAUUUGCAUUCGUUACAGGAGCAGCAGCAUUUGCAUUAGCUACAGGAGCAGCAGUAGUCCUUGGAGGACCAGCAGUUGUUGGGAUAGCAGUAGUUGGGUGGUUUAUUGGAAAAAUGAUGUAGAACUCGAUGUGGUGCAGGUGAGGGAGGUGACAUAUGAUUGGAUGCAGCACAGACACAACGUGUAAUAAAUUACAGGGUUAAAGUACAUGAUGGUGAAAGUCAACUAUCACAACAAAAAGAGCAUCAGUCCUGAAGAUGUGCUGCUGGAUCUACACCAUCGAUUUCUAUUUACUCACUAGAUGGAGGACCGCAGCGAGCCGCUCAUUCGCUGGCUGUUGCCAGAGCGCCGCCAUCUUGAUUAGCGUCUAACAACCAGACAUAAAUAGAAAUCAAUGGGCAUAAUCAAUGUUUUCAAGAGAACGUCACCAUAAAUCUGUAUUUUCUGUGCUAUUACUGUGCUGUUAUAUUUAUUCAAACUCAGUCCCACAUUUGUACAUACAAUAUUUGUCAAAACAAAAAACACAGAAGAGAAUCAGAGUAUUUAUAUAAUCAAACAAAAACAUAUUCAAACACAUUAUGUCUGUCAGGGUCUGUGGUGAAGUGGCACGGCAGGCAGGUGGACACCAAUGUAGACUCAUUACUCAGAUGGAUGAUUAGUAAACGUUUAAUCAGAAACAGGCUUGGUCGGUGCACAGGAAGACAAUCAGACAGGCGGCAGUACGGAUGGUCGUCAGGCGGAGGCGUGGUCAGUAAACAAACAGAGUUCCAGCACGGGCAAACAGGUACAUAAGAGGUGGCAAAAAACAGAGUCAAAAACAGGCUGGGUUCAGACACGGAGAAGCAGGUUAACAGGCUCAGGCAAAAACGUAGUCAAGGACAAGCAGAAGUCGAGAAUGGAAAAAACACAGAC